Calliphora vicina (urban bluebottle blowfly) is the source of this 1432-nucleotide messenger RNA. RefSeq names its product zinc finger protein 271. Gene Ontology annotation, cellular component: nucleus. The coding region runs from base 43 to 1428 and encodes 461 amino acids. Gene Ontology annotation, molecular function: zinc ion binding. The record is from RefSeq and is a predicted model, not a curated record. NCBI's taxonomy places the organism in Eukaryota, Metazoa, Arthropoda, Insecta, Diptera, Calliphoridae. The transcript has 3 exons.
UUUGUUUUUAUACAAACAUUUUUGUAAUAUUCUCGUUAUCCCAUGGAUAUGGAUUACAACCUGCACAAAAUCUGUCGGGUAUGUCUGAAAGAAGGAGCUCUUACCUCCAUCUACAGUACUGAGUUCAGUAUGAUGCCCUCCACCAUGUUGAUGUUGUGUGCCAAAAUUCGAGUGUACAAGAAAGAUGGUUUACCCGAGGUUAUAUGCAAUAAUUGCAUUUACAGAUUGGGUGUAGCGUAUCAUUUUAAACAGGAAUGUGAAAAUUCCGAUAUAAGACUGAGACAGUAUUUGGGAUUGACCGAUAGGGGUUAUGGAAUAUGUGAUGCAGAAACAAAUACAGAUGAUAAUUUAAACUUGGUUUUGUUGAGCAAAUCUCAGAGUUAUCAUAAUACCACCGGGAACUCUUCAGAUUCUGAGGAGGAAGAUGAAGAGGAGCAUAGAACGAGUAAAAAGAAAAGCAAAAGACGCUCUCGCUAUCAACGCAAACCUCCCGAAGAGCAUAAGAAGCGCGGACCCAAACCCCUGCCGAAACUACCACAAACCUGUUACGAGUGCAAUAAAACCUUCAAAUGUACAGCCCAAUUACAGCAGCACAUACGCACACAUACUGGCGAGAAGCCAUUUCCCUGUCGUUACUGUCCUCGACGAUUUGCCCAAAAAUACAAUCUACAAAUACAUGAACGCACGCACACCGGUGACAAACCUUUUCAGUGUGAAAUUUGCUCCAAACAAUUUUCGGCUUUGGGCAACUUCCAGGCUCAUUUAAAAAUACACACCGGCAUACGAGAUCAACAUUGUCCCGUAUGUCAGAAAUCAUUUUAUUCGGCCGGCGACUUAUCCAAACAUAUGAUUACCCAUACAGGUAUUAAAAAUCAUCAUUGUGAUGUGUGCGGCAAGGCGUUUAGUCGCAAUCGUGAUAUGCUGGCUCAUAAAAGGAAAUUACAUCAAAUGUCAAAUCUUACGGAGCGCAGUGAAGAUGAAGAGGAUGAAAUUGUUGAUGCGGUGGUGAAUGAUGCAUUUAAAUGUCCCGAUUGUGAUAAGGAAUUUGAGUCGGCUGGCAGUUUAUCGGUACAUUUUCGCACUCAUGGUUCGAAUAAUCUCUUGAAUUUACCCUUAGGUGGUCAUACACAAAUGAUGGUGCCGCCGCCGCCACCACCUCCUUCACAUGCUGCUCCUCAUCAUUAUCAUCAUCAGGCAGCGGUGGCUUUAGGUCCACACACUCAUCACGAUGGUCUGCAUGCCCAGGCUCAUCAUUUAGGUUUGAAUGCAGCCUCAUUGCAACCGAAUCCGGGCGGCAGUAUGUCUAUGGCUCAUAUAAUGGGACCACCACCACCACAUGCGGUACCAUUACCACCACCGCCAGCAGCAGCGGGACCUCAAUCGUCGCUGUCUAUGAUGCACACUGCACAAAGAUUACAUCCUUAUUGAAAUU